Molecule: messenger RNA, 4385 nt
Organism: Austrofundulus limnaeus
Lineage: Eukaryota; Metazoa; Chordata; Actinopteri; Cyprinodontiformes; Rivulidae
Gene: rbm24b
Product: RNA binding motif protein 24b
Exons: 4
Coding region: 576-938 (120 amino acids)
Biological process (GO): positive regulation of myotube differentiation; regulation of alternative mRNA splicing, via spliceosome; mRNA stabilization
Cellular component (GO): nucleus; cytosol
Molecular function (GO): mRNA 3'-UTR binding
Source: RefSeq, a predicted model, not a curated record
AUGAGGAAGACAAAUCAAGGCAUGUCUGUGGCAUCGCUCAUGAAGGAUGAUCCWGGUAUAAAAACCAGGAAUCUGAAAAUGUGCUCCUCUCUCAAAUCAUUAUGGGAAUAAUUUAUCUCCAUAGCUCACAAAUAAGAUCAUUGGACCAAUAAAAKUAGUAACUCUUUACCAUUUCAGAACUCAUUAAAUCAACCUAGAUGUUUAAAUAUUGUCUUGUAGAGUUAGUAAAGUAGACCUGACUGCAUGUUUUGUUUUUUAUCUGUGGACAGCAGGAGCCAGUGUGUCUCCUGUCCAUUGGGUGUCCCUGCAGCAGCUGCAGGCGGUCUGCAGGAGGAGGUCUGAUGGAGGAUCUGGGUGGAGUUAAGUUUCUGUGUCAACUGACAAACCUUCACAACAAACUAACAGGUGUCUUCCUCCAUUAGAGCCCCACGAGCAGACAGCCGGUCACUCACGCGCCGGGGAGGUGGGCCUGAAACUUCACGCGCUCUGUCUUUUUUUUUUUUCUUUUUUUUUUUUUUUUUAAGUUUGUCAUUUUCUUGUCGCCUUCCAACUUUGCGGCGCAGCUCAGAGGCACCAUGCACUCGGCGCAGAAAGACACCACCUUCACCAAGAUCUUUGUGGGGGGCCUGCCCUACCACACCACGGACUCCAGCCUCAGGAAGUACUUCGAGGUGUUUGGGGACAUCGAGGAGGCUGUGGUCAUCACCGACCGGCAGACCGGCAAAUCCAGAGGUUAUGGAUUUGUGACCAUGGCUGACCGGGCCUCAGCAGACCGGGCCUGUAARGACCCCAACCCCAUCAUAGAUGGCAGGAAGGCCAACGUAAACCUGGCCUACCUGGGGGCCAAACCCCGAGUCAUACAACCAGGUUUUGCGUUUGGCGUGCCUCAGAUCCAUCCAGCGUUCAUCCAAAGGCCGUACGGGCUCGGUAACGGUUAAAAUAGCAGAUGAAGGGGCAGGAUGGUUUGAGGAAUAGCUGAGUCAGCAUUUGGCAGAGCACUAAGAGUCUUACCUGUAAACUGUGACAAACACAAACGAGCCGCAACGGUGACUAGAUGCAUGGAAGUCUUUGGUUGUUGUUUUUACAGUUUUCUUUAGUACAUAGAUGGUGUGUGCCUUGAUUUUCAGUAUGAUGUGGUGUUCAGCUUAACUGUGUGCAUAUUUCUACUUGCAGUGGUGGGGGGGCACUGGGGUUUUUUGGGGGGGCGGGAGGCAAUAUUUGAUCAGUUUGCUCAGGGAGUUAUAACUCUGCAAUGGAGUGUUGAUUCUUAAUCAUUGUGCUUUAGCGUGUCUUUCUUUUAUUUUUAUUUUUUUGUUGUUGUUUUUUUUCCCUCCCACUGAUGGUUUUGUUGUCCGAGGGGUGGGCUGAUGAUGAUGACGACUCACGGUGUGUUCACUCCACAAUGAUCCCCUGCAACAAAACAAACACYGGCUUGCAUGUGGGAGGUUUUUAUUCUUACCCAUGAUGCUGUGCUGUUGGUUUUGUUUUUGUUUUUUUAUAUUAACAUAUUGCUUUCAUUCCUAUACAGGCACAACAUACUGACCAUUUUUUUUCUGUUCUUGUAAAAAAAAAAAGAGACAUUUUAAAGUUUUUCCACCAGUUCAGAGGCCUCAUUUAACAACAAAAAAAAAAAUUAUACCAUGUUAAACUGAAGUCUAUUAUAAAGUUUUAGAUUUAAAGGGAUCUCUUACUUGUACAUGUUGGCCUUAUUUCUCUAUUCCACUAAAAGGUUGUUUGUGACAACUGAAAACAUCUAAUUAUUUAAAAAAAUAUUUUUAAUUACAUUUUUAACCUAAGCAUGUCGACAUUUUGUUAUUGACCCAAUGCCUUCUGGGGCGAUGAUGAUGGGUUACAGUUGAGACGAAAGCACAAAGGGUCGAGGCUAAAAAUCUAUAUGUGAGUCAAUAAAGUUUUAUUUUUUAUUCACUUCUAUGUUCUGCACAAUACAUGGGUUGAAACGAUCAAACAUGAUGUUCAGUAAAUUAGCUUGUGAGCUAAGGCCAUAUAUUGCCUUACACAGUAUGUUAGCUCUGAAUCUAACAUCAAAUAUCGCCAUAUGCUAGUUUUGAGCUAAUGCCUUAUCGCCAUAUAUUUAUAAGCUGAAGAACUAACACCAGAUAUCGCCAUAUUCGCUCGAGAGUUAAUGUCAUAUAUUGUCUUAUAUUUAUUAGCUCUGAAGCUAAUGUCAUUUAUUUAUUAGCUCUGAAGCUAAUGCCAUACAUUUAUUAGCUCUGAAGCUAAUGCCAUACAUUACCAUAUAUUUAUUGGCUCUGAAGCUAAUGCUAUACGUUGUCAUAUAUUUAUUGGCUCUGAAGCUAAUGCCAUACAUUGUCAUAUAUUUAUUAGCGCUGAAGCUAAUGCCAUACAUUGUCAUAUAUUUAUUAGCUCUGAAGCAAAUGUCAUAUAUUUAUUAGCUCUGAAGCAAAUGUCAUAUAUUUAUUAGCUCUGAAGCAAAUGUCAUAUAUUUAUUAGCUCUGAAGCUAAUGCCAUACAUUGCCAUAUAUUUAUUAGCUCUGAAACUARUGCCAUAUACAGUAUUUAUUAGCUCUGAAGCUAAUGCCAUAUAUUACAAUUCAAAUUCAAUUCAAAAAUACUUUAUUGAUCCCAGAGGGAAAUUAGGUAAACCAUAUGGUAUUACCAAAUACUUAUUAGCUCUGAAUCUAUAUAUUGCCAUAUGCUAGCUUUUCUUUCCUCCGUCCACAUUUUCAGUUUCAGACUGAGUCGUUUCUACAUUCUCCUCUCUGUCAAUGCGCUGUUUAUUUAAUUUUUUAACGGUUUAAUGUCAGAAAUUGUUCGAAAUUAAUGUUCAAGCUGGAUAGCGUUCACAGCAGAGCAACUGGUAAACAUCAUCAUUAUUUACCCAGAAUGCUUUGUAGCAUAAAUAACAUGGCCAUGUCCAGGUGACAAUAUAUAUAUUUUUUAAUUUGUAAAAACUAAACAGCCUAUAGUCAUUUUUAGUUUUGUUUUAUAGUUGAAAUAAAUGUUUAUCAAAUAAUAUCUAAUGUAACAACUAGUCAGAGUUCCCUUUAAAGAUAACCUGUAAUGUUGAGGUUUUUAAUGAACUUUAUAAAUUUAAGUUUAGAAACAUUUAGGGACGGACUCAAAUGUUCACGAGUUUAGGUUGGAGACAGAGAUCUUAGCCGAGCAGCUGUCGGCCACAGUGAUCUGCAGAGCUUCUCAAAUUCAGCUGGAAAAAAGGAGUCGGUCAGCUGCGCUGUUAAUAAUGUAUGGCACAAACUCUGCGAGCGGACAACAGGUGGGCCGAGCCGUGCGCCCGUCCAGGCCUUCUGGUUCUGUGCUGGGGGGGGGGAUUACCCAUGUGUUCUGUUGACUUACAAAGCGCCUUUAUUUAGCUCUGAGCUUGUAGGAUGACAAAACGUUCAACUUUUGUCCAUCAAAAGCCAAAGCUAAAGACUUUUUUUAAUGUCACAAUUAGGUUCCAAAAACAUGCAAUGUAACUUUAGAGCAAAGGUGUCGACGCUUCCCAGAAUCCCACUUUAUUUUUUCUUUUAAUCACCUGGGACAGCUUCGGGCCCGCUCAUUAAACUUUCAGGAGCAGGAGUGAAAGAGUAGAGCGGCGGGCAGUUGUCGAGCGCUCGGCCACGUGUGACUGAUGCAGGAGAUCAGCUUGUUCUUUGGAGAUGACAAGAGGAGCAAAAAAUAGCACGCUUCCAGCCUCUCUUGUCAGUCAACUUGACGAGUUGUGGAGUGGGGGUGUAAUGGGGGGGGGAAAGGGGCAACUUUUCUGUGGACAAAUAUAAUUCCCACCUGCUGCUCAGUAUAUUUACUGAGGGGGACUUCAGCACGAGUUGGAAAUGGGGACAAGUUUACCCAGAUACACAGAUCUGUAAAACCUCAUCAGCUUUAAUUCCCAGCUCGGAUUUUCAUUUUUCUUCAGUAAAAAGUAAAAAAAAUAUAUUUUUAGAUUGGUAAAUAUUUUCAGUUCACUCCUACAAUAUGUUCCUUUCAGUUGGAUGAGUUGUGUAAAAUGUAAAUAAAAAUAACAUUUCAUGAUAUGCCCAUCCAAUAAAUCCAUAUUUUACUUUUAAUAGAGCAUAGUUUCAAUGUUUGGUAUGCUCACUAAGAAAUGUUGAUCAUUAUUCGGAAAAAAUAAGGUAAUUUUGGUAGGACAGGGUAAACAAACGGACAUAAAAAUAAGAAACAGGUGGAGCGUCUUGCAGCUAAUUAGUUGGCAACGAAUCAGAGGAUUGUAUACUGUAUAAAAAGAGCUUUCUAGAGAGAACUUAAGAGUCUGCUCAUGCAAACAGUAUCUGUAAAUAAUGGAACAAUUUUAGAAUAAUGUCCCCUAACAAAAUAUUUCAGAAUCAGAUUUAUUGCCAUUGUCAGAAUUUACAGACUAGGAAUUUGCUUCAGUGUAAAGGUGC